Molecule: messenger RNA, 774 nt
Organism: Colias croceus (clouded yellow)
Lineage: Eukaryota; Metazoa; Arthropoda; Insecta; Lepidoptera; Pieridae
Gene: CTL16
Exons: 5
Coding region: 19-750 (243 amino acids)
Source: RefSeq, a predicted model, not a curated record
GUUUGUUAGUCAGGACUCAUGCGUUACCUCCAUAUAAAUCGGCCGCACUGCGCCGGCGCAUCAGUUAGUGACGGAUACGGACGCAGACAUCACACGAAAAUGAAGCAAAUAGUCCUUUUAGCAGUAUUGGCAGUUGCGCACGCGCAAUUCCCAAAUGGGCGCGUUUUAGAGCCACCUCAACCAUCUCAAUGUGUGCAGAGAACGAUUCAUGAGAGAUAUUCAGACAAUAAAGGUUACUACUUCUCCUGGAGGGACCCCGCGCAGCGUGGUACGGAGGUAGACUGGCUGACAGCCAGAAACUUCUGCAGACAACGUUGCAUGGACCUCGUGUCUUUGGAGACGAGUGAUGAAAACGAAUGGAUUAAAGCCCGCAUCGUCCAGGAUAAGGUUAAGUACAUCUGGACGUCCGGUCGUCUCUGCGACUUCAAGGGUUGUAAUCGUCCUGAUUUACUUCCUAACGAAAUCAACGGAUGGUUCUGGACCGCUGAGCUGCAAAAGCUUGCUCCCACUACGAACCGCCAACAAAACGACUGGUCAGAGGGUGGUGGCAUCGGCAAACCUCAACCAGACAAUAGAGAACUCAUCCAAGGCGGCGCAGCAGAACACUGUAUUGCCAUCCUUAACAACUUCUACAACGACGGUGUCCAUUGGCACGACGUAGCUUGCCAUCAUGUCAAACCGUUUGUCUGCGAAGAAAAUGAUGCCCUACUCAAAUACGUUAGAUACACAAAUCCCAAUUUACGAGUUUAAAGCAAAAAGAACGAUUCUUGAUCA